AACGUAUAACCUUGUGUUUUAUUUUGGAAUUUUUGAAGAAAAUUGAAAUAAUGAAUGGUAUUUUGACUAAUAAUAUGAUAUUUACAGAGGUUAUGUUGAUAUUUCUAAUGCUGUCCUCGUCUUGAAUUAAAAGGACGGAUAAGCUAGUGUUGUUGGUAAUAAUUAAAGGGGUCCACCAGCAAUGUCAAAUUCAAUGCAAUUAUUAUAUAAAUCAUCAUGAUCGACAUUAUAUAAAUGAUGUAAUUAAUAUGAUUUAUUACUACAGUAUUUCAUUGGAUAAAGAAUAUCUCUCGUCCAUUCACUUGAAAUCUAGUGUAUAUUCUAAAGGUUAAAGAAUCAAAAUGGCUAUGACAAGGACCUCUGGUUUCAGUCCAAAGGGCUAUAAAGCCUUUCACAGUUUGUCAAAGAAUAUAUUUUGUCAUCAUGGACCAUCUGUGGAUAUGACUUUCACGACAUUCAUCAAGCCCAAACACAUUCAUGUGAGAACAUAUUCCUCGAUUUUAAACAUCUUUCAUUCGUCUAAAAGCAAUGGAACAAAACAAUUAUUCAAAAGUCAAGUUCUUAAUAAUAAUAAAGGUUUUAGAGGUAGUAGAUUGAAUUUAUCUUCCAAAUUAAAUUCCCCUAAAAUGCAGAGAAAAUGGUUGAAACGUUUUAGUGGUUUGACAGUAAUUACAAGUGCUGCUAGUGGAUUAUAUUAUUUAAAUUUAAACGAACAGGAGAGACGAAAGAUACGGGUAGCAAUUGGUGGAUUUCGAAGAUUUUUCAGAUCAUUUAGAAUAGGUUCACUAAUAUCAUUAGAUUAUAAGUGGAAUCUGUAUAAUUUACAAGAAGAAAGUGAAGAAUAUGAACAAGCUAUUAAGGGUUGUCAUCAACGAGCAGCAGAUCGUAUUCUGAACGGUUGUUUAAAGAAUGGUGGGUUGUAUAUAAAAUUAGGACAAGGAUUAGUAUCAUUAAAUCACAUUCUACCUCGAGAAUAUAUCAAUACGUUAGUACAGCUACAAGAUAGAGCUUUGAUUAGAGGACCCCAUGAGGUUGAAGCAUUGUUUUUAGAAGAUUUUGGAAAGUUACCAUUAGAGGUAUUUAAAGAAUUUGAAUCACAACCUAUAGCAGCUGCAAGUCUGGCUCAGGUACAUAGGGCAGUAACAUUUGAAGGUGACAGGGUAGCAGUUAAGGUGCAGUAUAUUGAUUUAAGAGAUAGAUUUUCUGGUGAUAUUAAAACUUGUGAAAUUUUAUUAAGAUUAGUAGAAUGGAUUCACCCAAAGUUUGGUUUUUCCUGGGUACUUAAGGAUUUGAAAAAUACAUUAGCGGAAGAAUUAGAUUUUGAAAAUGAAGGAAAAAAUGGUGAAAUGUGUGGAAGAGAUUUGAAACAUUUAUCCUAUAUUUAUGUUCCUAAAGUUCAUUGGAAUAAAACAACAAAGAGAGUACUAACAACAGAAUAUAUAGAUGGUGUUAAGAUAAGCAAUCAACAAGCUAUAAAAUCCAUGGGAUUAUCGUUAAAAGAUAUAGAUUUUAAAUUAGUGCGAUGUUUUUCUGAUCAAAUAUUUCUCUCAGGCUUUGUACAUGCUGAUCCACAUCCUGGCAACAUAUUUAUUCGUCCAGGAAAAGAUGGAAAAGCUCAGUUAGUUUUAUUAGAUCAUGGAUUAUAUGAUCGUUUAUCUCCAAAAGAUAGACAUAAUCUAAGUCAUAUGUAUAAAGCUAUUGUAUUAAAUGAUGAAGUAAAGAUGGAACAUUUUUCACAUGAGUUGGGUGUUGACGAUUUUCACAUUUUUGCCAUCAUGGUGAAACAAGGGCCGGUAAAAUUGAAAACUAAGCGUUUAUUCCGUACUAAACCAUUUACAAGAAAAGAAUGGAAAAAUUUGACCCCAGAACAGAAAGCGGCUAUGAAGGAAGAAUUUGAGGUUAUACACUUCCGGGUUUUAGAAGUUAUGAAAACUAUGCCAACUGCUCUUAUAUUUAUUUUUAGAAAUUUAAAUACUAUUCGUGCUAUUACUAGAGAACAUAAUAAUACAGUUGAUAGAUAUGGUAUAAUGGCUAGAAGUGCUAUAAAAGGAACACAUCUAGGAGUGAACCAGAAACUAGGAUUAACAGCCUUGUUGAGUUCAUGGUGGGAUAGUUGCCUUUAUGAUAUUAAAAUACAAAGUGAAAGUAUUAAAAUGAGGAUUUUUAUGGCUGUUGGUAGACUGUAUCUACGAGUCUUACAUUGGAUGGGUCGUGCCCCGUCAUUAUCAGAACUUGAAGAAAUAGCUAAAACAGAAGCAAAAAGAUUUGAAGGAUUAUGAUGAAGGGAGAUAUCCUAGAAACAAACAUUUGAAUGACAUAUACAGUAAAAUAGAAAAAUAUUGUGAUUAAACAAAAUAGGACAACAGUUAAUCAUUGUGAUAACUCUUAGAAAUCCUAUUUUUGUAAUUGGUUAUCAUUUAUAGUUCAUAGAAAACACAUCCAUGGGUAUCAUCUGAAUUUAUUUUAACUUGUUACUUUUAAGCUAACUUGAAACUGUAUUAAGAUAAAUCAUCGGGAUGUUGUGAUUAUUGUAAAUAUAUUUUAUAUUCAUAUAACUAAGAUAUAUAUUAGGAAUUAUAUGAGUGAAUAUAGAAUGGUAAUUGUUAAUGUUAUAUGAUAAAGUUUUGUUAGUUGACAAUGAAUAAACCAAUUUUAAUGUA
Patella vulgata (common limpet) is the source of this 2660-nucleotide messenger RNA. RefSeq lists its product as uncharacterized. The transcript is spliced from 12 exons. Lineage: Eukaryota; Metazoa; Mollusca; Gastropoda; Patellidae. The record is from RefSeq and is a predicted model, not a curated record. Bases 342 to 2279 code for a protein of 645 amino acids.